Eimeria mitis is the source of this 735-nucleotide messenger RNA. RefSeq lists its product as uncharacterized. Bases 1 to 735 code for a protein of 244 amino acids. NCBI's taxonomy places the organism in Eukaryota, Apicomplexa, Conoidasida, Eucoccidiorida, Eimeriidae. The record is from RefSeq and is a predicted model, not a curated record. The transcript is spliced from 3 exons.
AUGUACACCUGGGUGCUGCAGUUUCUUACUGUUCUAGAUUCGCAACAACCUGAGCCGCCAGAUCAUUUAUUUCUUUUUCUGAUCUGGGGGCGAUGGCCUCGCCGUCGAGCUGCUGCAGGUGCUGACCACUGGUCACCGCGUUCCCCACCAACACUGCAGCAUACUCAGGGAACCACCGGCUGCACGGGUUGCCGCGAAAGUCGACUCGCUGCGAUCCAGUCGAAGCAGCAACAGCAACAGCAGCAACAGCAGCAGCAGCAACAGCAACAGCUGCAACAGCAGCAACAGCAACAUCAAGAACAGGAGAAACGGCAUCAGCACGAGCAACAGCAGCAACACCAGCCCGAUCAGCAGCAGCAGCCCGAGCAGCAGCAGCAGCAGCAGCAGCAACAGCAGCAGCAGCAGCAGCAUCAGCAGCAGCAGCAGCAGCAGCAGCAGCAGCACCGUGAGUUUGAGAUAUACAGCCGUACACACACGCAGAUGCUGUCGAAGCAGCAACAGCAACAGCAGCAACAGCAGCAGCAGCAACAGCAACAGCUGCAACAGCAGCAACAGCAACAGCAGCAACACCAGCCCGAUCAGCAGCAGCAGCCCGAGCAGCAGCAGCUGCUCGAGAGCAGCAGCAGCAGCAGCAGCCCGAGCAGCAGUAGCAGAAGCAACACCAGCCCGAGCAGCAGCAGCAGCAGCAGCAGCAGCAGCAGCAGCACCGUGAGUUUGGUGAGUCCCUUGAGGUAG